Molecule: messenger RNA, 1842 nt
Organism: Adineta steineri
Lineage: Eukaryota; Metazoa; Rotifera; Eurotatoria; Adinetida; Adinetidae
Source: the annotation of a GenBank genome assembly
AUGAAGUUCUGUGGUUGUUUAACUGUUGAAAAAGAAUCACGAGAUGAAAAUUCAAAAAAGAAAUAUGUCAAACGAUAUUUUCUUAAACGUGAUUUAUCGUCGAAUAAUAAUAAUGGUUCGACAAUGAGUAUCAAAUCACAAAAAGAAAGAACUAAAUCGAAUACAAAGACGGAAAUAGUAUCAAAUAUAAAAAAACAUACUUCAACAAAUCAAUCAUCAUUAGAAUCGAUUGAUAAAGUUGUUCGCUCUGAUAAUCGUCACGAUACAUCUAAACGACGAUCAGUUACAUUUGCUAAUGAUAGUGAAACUGAACAACGUAAAUUUCUUCGAUUAAAUCAAGUAAAACGUGGAUCAAUCGAUGAAUUACAAUUUCAUGAAAAUAAACGUGCAAAAAGUUCACCAAAUGUAAAUAAUUUUGUAACAAAAAUGAAUACAUCAUAUGAAACAACAACAGGUGAUGAACUUGAUACUUCCCAACAAAAGAAAUCAGUUAUACGUCGUCGAAAACGAAGUAAAUCUCCUCGAAAACAAUUACCAUCUGAACUUCUCGAUGCAAUCAAAUUCGAUCUAGUAGAAUCUGGUGGUUUAGAUGAUAAUCAACUAAAAAUUAUUCCCUAUGAAAAUAUUAAAACAUCAUCUCAACCAAUGCGAAUUAGUAUUUCAUCAUAUUCAUCUCGACAACAAACACGUCGACGACGCUGUUCCUCUCCAUUCAAUCGUGCUGUUGUUCAUAGUGCAUCAACUCAUGUGUUACAUUAUCCAGCUCAACCAAGUAUUGUUUGUAUUGCACAAGUUAAAUCAACAAAAGCCAGUAGUAUAACUAUAAAAACAGCAAAUUUAACGGCUGAUAUUGGUCAAGUUCAUACACUUAAUGUUCAACAAGAUGAACGUGUUCGACUUGAAUGUACAUUAACAUCAAAACAAGAUGCUGAAGAAGCUAUGUGGAUGCGUAUUCGGCCACCUUAUAAUCCUGAUGUUUUAACUUAUCGAGAUAAUGUUGUUUAUGCACCAAAUCGUAUUGAACUUGAACAACAUCGUCUUAGUUCAAGUAUGACUACAAAUGGAACAUAUGUUGAUACCUAUUUUUUAACAUUAACGAUUUUACAUCCAACUAUUGAUGAUGAAGGAAGAUAUAUUUGUUCAAAACAUCGAACUAUAUUUGCUGAAUAUGAUCUUUUUAUAAUUAUACCACCACAAUUUACAGAUGAUCAAAAUUUUAUUCAACAACGAAGUAUUAUUGAAGGUUCAAAUCUUCAACUUUCUUGUUCAGCUCAUGGUCGACCUCAACCUUCAAUUACAUGGUUCUAUCGAACAAAUAAUGAUAAACAUAUUGUAUUAGGUGAUGGUGCAGAUUGUUUAGAUAAAACUUGUGAAAUGAAUUGGAUUAAUUUUACAAGAGAUAAUCCAACAUUAAUCGAAUGUAUUGCUGAUAAUAAAAAAUCUUCUCGAAUAUCAAAAGUAUUUAAUAUCGAUGUACUUUAUCCUCCUACGAUAAAAACAAAUGUUCGAACAUUAAUAGGUUCAAAAAAUAUUGAAGUUUUUAUUGAGUGUUUAUCCAUUGCUAAUCCACCACCUUCAAUUAUUUGGUUUGAUGAUAAUCGACAAGAAAUCGCUGAUCAUCGAUUAUAUACUAUUAAAUAUGAAAAUCAAUCAUCGAUAUUAUCAUUUUUAAUAUCUUUAGCAGAAAAUUCUAAAGUAAAUUAUUAUUGUCAAAGUAAUAAUUCAAUUGGAAUCAUAGAGAAAUUAAUAAAUAUUUCCGAUUUUAUUCAAUUUGAAUCGAAAUCAACGACAAUACGAUUACCCACUGCAUCUCUAUCCAAUAAAUCGAAAUCUAGUAAAUAA